Molecule: messenger RNA, 1893 nt
Organism: Ascochyta rabiei
Lineage: Eukaryota; Fungi; Ascomycota; Dothideomycetes; Pleosporales; Didymellaceae
Exons: 1
Coding region: 1-1893 (630 amino acids)
Biological process (GO): double-strand break repair via homologous recombination
Cellular component (GO): cytoplasm; chromosome
Molecular function (GO): 3'-5' DNA helicase activity; nucleic acid binding; ATP binding
Source: RefSeq, a predicted model, not a curated record
AUGAACACCGCUCUCAGCACCCGCGCCUGGCGGCAUGCCUACCCAGCCAUCCACCGAGAGCUGGCAAGAGAUGGACAAGCACGCGACUGGUUGGAAGUGCUCUACUGGAACAAAGCGCCGGCGAAGAGCAACGCGCAAGCGUUGCAGUCCGGCCACAGCCUUAAAACAGAGGAGGGCAACUACGGCCGCUCCAUGAUGGAGUCUCCCUUUCAGACCAUGGCCGAGCGGGAGGAGUUCUGGCGGGUGAGCAUGGACUGGCAUCGCGUGCUGGAGUUUGCAUCUGCCUGGGAGGACGGCCGUAUGCACCCCAGUGUUCGCGCGGAGAUGGUAGCGCAGCAAGAGAAGCAGGCGCUCCAGCGCUGGUCGUCGCUCGCGAUGGUGGACCUCAAGGCAGAGUUCAGGCGACUCGCUGGACGGCCGGACGCCGAGUAUCGUGGCAAGCAAGAAGAAAGCCUCGAGGCUGUGAUGCAGCGACGGCUGCGCGUGCUAGUUGUUAUGGCUACCGGCACUGGCAAGAGUAUGCUGUUUAUGCUGCCCGCGUCCGUCUCGCCAGGCGGCGUCUCCGUGGUCGUGGCUCCGUUGAAUGCCUUGCGAGACGAUCUGCAAGAUCGCUGCGACCAGCUCGGCAUCCCCUGCGCGAAGUGGGAUGGAAGAAGACCGCCGUACUGGGCUCGUAUUGUGCUGGUGACGCCUAAGAGCGCAGUCACGAAGGCGUUCGGCAGGUUUAUUGACGAAAAGCGCAUGCUCCAUCAGCUAGAUCGUAUCGUGAUAGACGAGUGCCACGUGCUGCUGGAGUUGACACAGGACUGGCGGCCAGACCUCCUCAAGAUGGUGGAGAUGACGGAGAAGGGCACACAGGUUGUCUACCUGACUGCAACCUUGCCGCCCACGCUGCAGCCCGCCUUCUUGCACACCGCAGGGCUCGAUGCCCAGACCGUAACCAUAUGCCGCGAUGAACGCACCACGCAAACGAACAUUGCGUACCAGGUGCUAGAGUACACACAUGGCACGCUAGAAAAAGUACUUAUUGAGCUUGUGGCUGCGAAGAGGAGUAGGUACGGACCCAAGGCGCAGAUCAUCGUCUAUUGUCCAACUGUGGACGAGACGAAACGGCUUGCGAAGCUUCUGCAGUGCUCUGCAUACUACCGUCAGAUGGGCUCAGACGAGGAAAAGGCACGCAUGGUGCGAAGCUUCACCCUGGGCAUAGAGAAGCUUUGUACAGCCACGAACAUGCUGGGUCUUAGGCUCGACGCUGCAGGCGUCCGGGUGGUGAUCCACGUUGCCAUGUGUCCCCUGCUGCUCCAAUAUGUGCAAGAGAGCGGCCGGGCGGGACGAACGGGGCUCAACAGCGAGUCUAUUGUUAUAAGAGCGUGCUAUGUAACAAAAGAGGGGAGGGUAGAGAAGGCGCUCGGCUACAAGCUGGAGCGACCUGCAAAGGAGUUUAUGACAGUCGAAUCCUGUCAGCGAAUUGCGAUAGACAAGCACAUGGACGGCAGACAGAACAGGCAGCAAUGCGAGAUGGGAGAGUCGAAGUGUGAUCUAUGCGAGCGACACCCCGGUGGUACCAAGCGACAAGCCGUCGAAGAAGAGCAGGAAGAGCCAGAGGAGACGCAGGCCGACACCGCGGCGGUGGCAGCAGAGGAGCAGCGCAGAUGUAUAGAGCGAGCUAUAGUCGUUAAAGAGCGGAGGGUUAAGAUCCGGCAAUGGCGAAGGACGGAACAAAAAGUAUAUGACCUGGAGCGGCUAGAGCAGCACUUCCAGCGCUGGAGCAAUGCGUGCGCCAUCUGCAUGGCCACUCAGGCUGACCCGGCGCGCCACGACUGGAAGGACUGUUCAAAGGCCAGCGGAGCGCAGAUGACAUUAAUGGAGUCUAAGGUGAAAUCUAUGCACUAA